AACAUUAUUUUGACUUACCAACUAUGCAUCUUAAUGAUAUCACCAAAAAAUAUCAUUAAAUAAUAUUUAAGAAAUUAAACGAGAGGAUAAAAGAAAGAACUAUUGGUCAAACCCGUGAAUUUUAAAUUGGUGUAUGUGACAGCAGAAAUCAGCAGUUCUGCUCUUUCACAAAUAUAGCAAAUUUUCAAUUUAAAUUUUUAGUGCCAAGCUGUAAAUUCUGUUUCUGUUAAACCAACUUCUUCCUCGCUUCUUGCUUCCCCAUUAUAUAUAUAUAUAUGCACAUCUCAAUAUAUAUAUAUGCACAUCUCAUUUCACUCUUUUUACGCAGUAGAGCUCUCUCUCGCUCUCUCUCUCACACACACACAACAAAGAAGGGGUAAAUUUGUUCUUCAAUUGUUUUUCUAUCUGUAUCUGGAGUUUUCUACAUCGAACACUCGGAAAUGGGAAAUGUUGUGCACUUUGUGAUUGGAAUUUUCGGAAAUGCCUUUGCGCUGUUUCUUUUCCUGGCUCCAUUGAUCACCUUCAAAAGGAUUGUGAAGAAGAGGUCUACAGAGCAGUUUUCUGGAGUUCCCUACGUCAUGACUCUGCUCAACUGCUUGCUUUCUGCUUGGUAUGGCAUGCCUUUUGUGUCACCUAACAACCUGCUGGUGUCCACGAUAAAUGGGACGGGAGCGGUGAUUGAGACAGUAUAUGUGAUGAUCUUCAUCUUGUUUGCACCAAAGAAGGAGAAAUCCAAAAUUCUAGGGCUGUUCAUUCUAGUUCUCACUGUAUUCGCCAUGGUUGUUCUUGUUUCCCUCCUUGCCCUCCAUGGCAAUGCCAGGAAGCUCUUCUGUGGCAUUGCUGCUACUGUCUUCUCCAUCAUCAUGUAUGGAUCACCUCUGACAAUCAUUAGGUUGGUGAUCAAGACAAAGAGUGUGGAGUUCAUGCCAUUCUUCUUGUCCUUGUUUGUGUUCUUGUGUGGCACAUCCUGGUUCAUCUUUGGACUUCUUGGAAAAGACCCUUUUGUUGCUAUUCCGAAUGGUUUUGGGAGCGGAUUAGGGGCGGUGCAGCUGAUCCUCUACGCCAUAUACCGGAAGAACAAAGGAGCGGGCGAGGAGGAGGAGAUGGAGAUGGAGAAGCACAAGGCCAAACCCCAUCAACAGAAACCAAGUCCUUCACAGGAGCAAGUCUAGGAUAGGAUACCACUUUUAAAGCCUUUGGUACUAACGUGUUGAGCGUAUGCUUAUUAUGCCAAAGAUUGACAAUUGUCGUUAUCUCGAAUAGUAUCAUUUUCAGUUUGCAUAUUGUUGUAUGGUCCACGAGCCUAACAACUUGGCCUUUAGUUUGCUUAAUUGGUUUUAAAUUCCACCUUUAAUAA
Messenger RNA from Salvia miltiorrhiza (redroot sage), 1357 nucleotides. RefSeq names its product bidirectional sugar transporter SWEET1-like. Gene Ontology annotation, molecular function: sugar transmembrane transporter activity. The transcript is spliced from 6 exons. NCBI's taxonomy places the organism in Eukaryota, Viridiplantae, Streptophyta, Magnoliopsida, Lamiales, Lamiaceae. Bases 441 to 1172 code for a protein of 243 amino acids. Gene Ontology annotation, cellular component: membrane. The record is from RefSeq and is a predicted model, not a curated record. Gene Ontology annotation, biological process: carbohydrate transport.